AUGAAAGAGCCCCGGCCCCAUACCAGAGAGCGUCCUGCCCCCUGGACACGAGCCCAGCUUCUGUCCCGAGGGCAGGGGGCUGGGCCCAUGGGGGCAAACUCAGCUCCCUUCCCUAGAGCAUCCGGACUCCUGGGCGUAAAUCCAGCUCCCAUCCCAAGAGGAGUUGGACUCCAAAACAUGAGCCAGGCUCUCCUCCCAAGGCCUGGUGGCCUCUUGGGUACAACUCCAGCUCCCAUGCCAGGUGGGGCCAUGUCCUUGGGCCAGAACUGUGCUCCUGGUGUAAGGGGGACCAGACUUCAAGACACAAGUCAAGUUCCCUUCCCCAGGGCAGGUGGCCUCUUGAGCAUUAGCCCGACUCCCAUCCCAAGGGGCAUGGGAGCCCUGGGCCUGAACCCAACUAUCCUCCCAAGGGCAGGUGGCCUCCUGAGCACUAGCCCGGCUCCCACCUUUCUGGGAACUGGAGCCAUGGGCCCAAGCCCAGCUACCCUACCAAGGGCAGGUGGCCUCCUGGGCCCAAGCCCAGUUCACACCCCAAGGGCAGGUGGCCUCCUGGGCCCAAGCCCAACUUCCACCCCCAGGGGCAUGGGUGCCAUGGGCCAGAAUCCAGCUACUCUUCCAAGAGCAGGUGGGCUCCUGGGCUCCAGCCCAGCUCCCAUCCCUAAAGCAGGUGGCCUCCUAGGCACUAGUCCGGCUUCCAUCCCAAGGGGCACUGGAGCCCUGGGCCCCAGAGCAGGUCCUGUCCCGAUGGCGCCCGGCGCCCUGGGCCCCAGACCAGGUCCUGUCCCGGUGGCGCCCGGCGCCCUGGGCCCCAGACCAGGUCCUGUCCCGGUGGCGCCCGGCGCCCUGGGCCCCAGACCAGGUCCUGUCCCGGUGGCGCCCGGCGCCCUGGGCCCCAGACCAGGUCUCGUUCCUACAGCAGGUGGCCUCCUGGGCCCUAGCCCAGCUCUUGGCCCAAUGGUGACCAGAGCCCUGGGCCCUAGCCCAGGUCCCAUCACAAGGGCAGGUGGCCUCCUUGGCACUAGUCCGGCUCCCAUCCCACGGGGCACUGGAGCCCUGGGCCCGAGUCCAGCUCCCAUCCCAGUGGGGACGGGAGGUCUGGGCCGAAGUCCAGCUCCCAUCGUGAGGGCAGGUGGCCUCCUAGGCCCAAGCCCAGCUCCCAUGCCGAGGGGGACUGGAGCCCUGGGCCCAAGCCCGGCUCCCAUGCUGAGGUCAGCUGGCCUCUUUGCCACUCGACCAGCUGACACCCUACCUAUGAAUCCAUUCUCCUUUCCAAGGGAGGGAGGCCCCUCAAGUGCAACCCCAGCUACCAUCACAGGAGUUGGCUUACCCUUGACCAUGAACCUGGCUUCCAGCCCAAGGGCUGGUUGCCUCCUAGGCAUGAGCCCAGCUCCACUUCCAAGAACAACUAGCUCCCUGGGUAUGAGCACAGCUCCCAUCACACGGGGGCCUGCCAUGCUGGACACUAGACCUGCUGGUCCCCUAGGUCAGUCUCCCUUCCCCAGGGCAGCUGGUCCCCAAAGUGUAAACCUGACUCCCUUCCCCAGGGUGUGUGAGCCCCAGAGCAUGAACCCAGUCCCCUUCUCCAAAGCAGCUGGCCCCCUGGGGCCAAACUCAACUCCCUGCCCCAGGCCAGCUGGCCCCCUAGGGCCAAACCCAGCUCCCUGCCCUAGGCCAGCUGUCCUCUUUCCUAAUGGGAUAUUGCCAUCUCCCAUUAACAACACAGCCAGGCUGCGGUGGUGCUGAUUCUCUCCUGUCCCGGGGUCUGUGCGAGAUGAUCAAGAGUGCAGACAUACUCCUGACACCUGCCUUGCCAACAAGCUGGGACCUAGCACAGUCUCAGCUUUUCUCAGAGCCUUGCUCGGUUCUGGACUCCAGGGGGCCAUAGGCCAGCAGCCCCUCGUCCUCCUAGAUGUGGUGGAGCACUGUGUGUUUGUGACCUACUCCUCAGGGAAUGCAGAUCUCAGGCCCAGCAACUCCAGCACUGGCCCCUUGCCUGCACAGCAGGGAGUCCAGAAGCCCCCAUCUCCUCUGUCUGGUAGUAGUGCUCAGAACUGGAUGAGUGAGCCAGAGUAGCCCGUUCUGAAGCAUCCCCUUGGCGUAACCCCAGCCACGCAGCUGCUGGUGGACACAGCAGGUGGCAUCACCUUUCUUGCUCAGCCAGGAGCCAACUGACUUUUCGUUCUGGUUUUGUGUUCCUUCUUGCUGCCCCUUGAAUAAAAGUGACAGGAGGGUCAGUAGGCCUGCACUAUCUGUGUUAUCCCAGCGCCACAGGGGUGGGGAGAGGAACAACAACCCUGCCGCAGCCAGGAGGGAUAGGGCCACUCCAGACACUGAAGCCUCUUUACUGCAGCAGGGGUCAGCUGGUAUUCAGCUACUGGAGCAAACCCUUGGGAAUGUUUGCCUCCACGGUGAGCCCCCUGCCCCUGCCGGACAACGAUAUGGGAGGAAGUGGCUCUGCAUGGACAGUUGCAGGAGCCUGUGUAGCAGGAGCAUAGGCGGCACUCAGUUGCCAAGUCAGGCCCCUGGCAGAGGUGCUAGAGCCAUGUGUGGGGACUCAUUUAUAGGGCCAAGAAGGCAGCUGCCCCCCCAAGACAUGCUCCCAAGCCUUCCUGUGUGCAAAUCUCUUUAUUGUGACAAAUCCAUUGUGAUAUAAAAACAGACCUUUUAAAAAAAAAUGAAAAAAUGACGGUAAAAAAUAAAUAGAUUUACAAACAA
Molecule: messenger RNA, 2715 nt
Organism: Chelonia mydas (Green sea turtle)
Lineage: Eukaryota; Metazoa; Chordata; Testudines; Cheloniidae
Gene: DERPC
Product: DERPC proline and glycine rich nuclear protein
Exons: 2
Coding region: 1-1743 (580 amino acids)
Source: RefSeq, a predicted model, not a curated record